CGUCUCUGGUCCCGGUCACCGUCUUCGCGCGGUCGCGGUCGCGCGUGGCCGCGGUCUCCUGGUGUGUCGCUGUCGCUGUCCCGGUGUCGCUACCCGCUAGGGCUGCACCAUGUACCACAGCAGCAGCCAGAAGCGGCACUGGACCUUUGCGAGCGAGGAGCAGCUGGCGCGCCUGCGGGCCGACGCCAACCGCAAAUUCAAGUGCAGAGCGGUGGCUAACGGGAAGGUUCUUCCAAAUGACCCAGUGUUUCUUGAGCCUUAUGAAGAAAUGACACUUUGCAAAUACUAUGAGAAAAGAUUAUUGGAAUUCUGUUCAGUAUUUAAACCAGCAAUGCCACGUUCUGUUGUGGGUACAGCUUGUAUGUAUUUCAAGCGUUUUUAUCUUAAUAAUUCAGUAAUGGAAUAUCACCCCCGGAUAAUAAUGCUCACUUGUGCAUUUUUGGCCUGCAAAGUAGAUGAAUUCAAUGUGUCUAGUCCUCAGUUUGUUGGAAAUCUUCGAGAGAGUCCCCUUGGGCAGGAGAAAGCACUGGAACAAAUUUUGGAAUAUGAACUACUACUUAUACAGCAGCUUAAUUUUCACCUUAUCGUGCACAAUCCGUAUCGACCGUUUGAAGGCUUCCUCAUUGAUAUAAAGACUCGAUACCCCAUGUUGGAGAAUCCAGAGAUUCUGAGGAAAACAGCUGAUGAUUUUCUUAGUAGAAUUGCAUUGACAGAUGCUUAUCUUUUAUACACACCUUCACAAAUUGCCCUGACUGCCAUUUUAUCAAGUGCCUCUAGGGCUGGAAUUACUAUGGAAAGCUAUUUAUCAGAGAGUCUGAUGCUGAGAGAAAAUAGAACUUGCCUGUCACAGUUCCUGGAUAUAAUGAAAAGCAUGAGAAACCUAGUAAAAAAGUAUGAGCCACCCAGGUCUGAAGAAGUUGCUGUUCUGAAACAGAAGUUAGAGCGAUGUCAUUCUGCUGACCUUGCGCUUAAUGUGGUUACGAAGAAGAGGAAAGGCUAUGAAGAUGAUGACUAUGUAUCAAAGAAAUUCAAACAAGAAGAGGAGGAAUGGACUGAUGACGACCUGGGAGAUUCCCUCUGACCAUCUGGGGUGACUACGGCAGUCCUAAGCAACAGAAGUAGGAAGCAUGUGUGACAUUGAACUUUCUUUUUAGUACAAUGUGAAAACGUCAAAAUAUAUUAAACUUUUGUUUUUGUUUGUAAUUGCUUUAUAUAAAAUAUAACUUCAAAAGAGGCUGAACACCAUUUAUUUUGGAUAAUCAUAACUAAGAUUACUAGCAAAAUGCCCUCUAUGGUGGUCAAAGUUGUACUGUGGUGCACUUCCUUAUGCUGUUUUGAACAAAAUGUGAUUAAACAAACCUAUCCAUUUAGAAGAAAUUCAGAAAAAUCAAACUUGGUAACAGUAAAUUUUAGAAGUGCUAAGGAAAUAGUUUUCAUUCUCCAGAAGGUCUUACAAAUGGCUUUUCAAAAAGUUUCUUCAAUAGACUGAACUAUUUAUGAAUUACUGUGAGCUAUAGAGUGUAUUGGGCAGUUAUUUAGUGCUUAGGUGCUAAACCUUAUUCUAAGUUAAAUAACUUAAGUUACUGACAUCUGGGUUUAAAUAAAAUAAAAUUUUUGAGUCUAGAUAAAAAUCUUAAGUAACCACAGGUAAGUUAUAGCAUUUUAGUUCUGUCUAAAAUAUGGUGAUUUAUGCUCAUGUUCAUCUCUAAUAAUUACUUGUAUGGCUUGAGUUUCUGCUGUUUUCUUUCUUGUUCUGGAGUAAAACUGAUAAAAUGUAAUGCUUUUUAAUAGACUAAAAACCAAAGCAUAUACACCCAAGUAUAGUUUAAGUUAAGCAACAUGAUAGACUAUAGACAGAACUACAAACGCUCAGUGUGUCUUCUGUUUUUCUUUUAGAACACUAAAGUUUGACACCAAAGCAGGGUUCAUAUGUACCUCUGAAAAUUUUCUACCCAGCCCCAGUUUUAAAAAAAAAGUUUAAUAAAAGGUAUAAUUUCACCGCUAAUCACCUAGCUACUACAGGGCCCAUGAAGGUAAGAAACAAGCUUCCCACUCCAAUUUAAGACAUCAGUAAAACACAAAAAUAAGGAUAAAUCUUUCAGAUUUCUUUAAAAAUAAAUGGUUAAAAAGGAGAAGCAUGUCAGGAACGGCAGAUAGGCCAUCAUGGCUGAACAGUCAAGUACAAUUAGUGAGGAUAAACUAAAAUGCUUUAAACUAGAGUUUGGACCAUGACCUAUCUUUGAAAGUCCUUAUCUACAUUAAACAGUCUGUAGCCCUUCCACCUUGCAAACCAAGGAAAUAAGAUGAGUUACAGUCAUAGUGCAGCCAGUAAGAACUAUAAUGGAUUAUGGAGAGAAAGAGACUGCAUUGAUUACAAAGCAAAACACAGUCUGUGGGGUUUGUUUCAGUUAAUCUGGCUGAAGCUAAAUAAGGGUAGUAAUUUAGCUUUAUGGCUACAUUCAGAUCCCUAUUUAAGCCAGGGAAAUCUCUCAAUGGUAGUAUUUAACACCUUUCAAAAGAAUACAUUGAGGCCUCUUCAGUUUGUUCCUCAGCAAAGGGAAAUAAACCCUUGAUUAUUUAACCUCUUUCACUCUAUAUACAGUAUCUCUGAGGAAUGCAAUCAAAUAUUUUUGGAAUCUAGGCCUUCAGGAAAACAUUUUUAUUGAGGGAACAUUUUAUUAAUACCUUCCUUGGUGGUUCUUUUUAAACAAACAGGAACCUAUUUUGAUUACUAAGGACAGUCUGAUACAUAUUGUUUUGUUUUGUUUUUUUAGUCUUCAGCACAAGAUACAUUGCUUAACAAGUUGUACACUGAGUGAAUAAAUAAAAUCCUGUGUGAAAGAAACAAUAAAAA
Molecule: messenger RNA, 2854 nt
Organism: Microtus ochrogaster (prairie vole)
Lineage: Eukaryota; Metazoa; Chordata; Mammalia; Rodentia; Cricetidae
Gene: Ccnh
Product: cyclin H
Biological process (GO): regulation of transcription by RNA polymerase II; DNA-templated transcription
Cellular component (GO): transcription factor TFIIK complex
Molecular function (GO): cyclin-dependent protein serine/threonine kinase regulator activity
Source: RefSeq, a predicted model, not a curated record